GCGCGUCCUUACGCACCUCAGAGGAGUCGCUUUUCAUCCAGCGAGCGAUCAAACAGGAACCACAGGGCCUCGGCUCCUUUGGGGAUUUUUUGUUUGUUGUUUCUGAUUUUUUUUUGUGGCCGUUCCAGGCUUGGAGGGAAGAAGGAGGAACUGGGAUUUUGUUUCCUUUUUGUUUUGGAUUUUUGCUUCCCUCUUUGAGCUGAAGGGGAGGGUUUCAACUGGUGUUUAGACACGAUGCUGUCAGGAUUUGGAGCUGAGGGUUGGGUUUUCUCCACUUAAAGAUCUCUCCUUAUCUGGAUGUAACAGCCUCAGUGAAAGUUUAUUUUUGUGUAGGUUCCUUUGAGGAUGAAUAAAUGGAAAGGAUCAGGGUGAGGUGGUUAACAGUGAGGCCACCCGUGUUUUCUUUUCCAUCCUCCAAACGCUGUCCUCUCUCCAAUCUAAAACGCCAGGCAGUGGUUUUGGAUGAAGCGUGCUUGAGGUGAUGCGUCUCCCUUUCACUGCAACUGACACCUGCUUGGAUUUCCCCUCUUGUCGGAUCUGUACGUUUCCAGAAUGGCUCGCUUCGCUGACGAUCUACCCAGCCGCUAUGGAGGGAGCACGGUCGGCGGAGGGAGAGGCGGACCGGGCGCCGGGAGAGGGGGCGCCCGGGGCGGCGGCGCAGGCGGCGGCGGUGCCCAGAGGAUGUACAAGCAGUCGAUGGCUCAGAGAGCCCGAACCAUGGCUAUUUACAACCCGAACCCCGUCAAGCAGAACUGCUUCACUGUCAACCGAUCCCUGUUCAUCUUCCGAGAAGACAACCUCAUCAGGAAGUAUGCAAAGCGAAUAACAGAGUGGCCUCCAUUUGAGUACAUGAUCCUGGCAACUAUUAUCGCCAACUGUAUCGUGUUGGCAUUGGAGCAACAUCUACCUGCAAGUGACAAGACGCCGAUGUCGGAACGCCUGGACGACACAGAGCCCUACUUUAUUGGAAUAUUCUGUUUCGAGGCCGCCAUUAAGAUCAUCGCCCUGGGCUUCGCGUUUCACAAAGGCUCCUACCUCCGCAACGGCUGGAAUGUAAUGGACUUCGUGGUCGUACUCACAGGCAUCCUGGCCACGGUGGGUUCAGACUUUGACCUGAGAACUCUGCGAGCCGUUAGAGUGCUGAGGCCCCUAAAACUGGUGUCAGGGAUUCCUAGUCUCCAAGUUGUCCUGAAAUCCAUAAUGAAAGCCAUGGUGCCGCUGCUUCAGAUCGGCUUGCUGCUCUUCUUCGCCAUCGUCAUGUUCGCCAUUAUCGGGGUGGAGUUCUACAUGGGGAAGUUCCAUCAGUCCUGUUUCAAGCCUGGCGCUGAAAGAGUGGUUGACUGGCCAUGUGGUUCCGAGUUACCAGCCAGGACUUGCCCCAAUGGCACUGUUUGCCAGGAAUACUGGACCGGACCUAAUUUUGGCAUCACCAACUUUGACAACAUCCUGUUUGCAGUGCUGACAGUGUUCCAGUGCAUCACUAUGGAAGGCUGGGUGGACAUCCUCUACAGUGAUUGGCUGGUGCACCACAUAAUAAAGUGUUAA
Molecule: messenger RNA, 1545 nt
Organism: Cyprinodon tularosa
Lineage: Eukaryota; Metazoa; Chordata; Actinopteri; Cyprinodontiformes; Cyprinodontidae
Product: voltage-dependent P/Q-type calcium channel subunit alpha-1A-like
Exons: 7
Coding region: 553-1545 (330 amino acids)
Biological process (GO): calcium ion import across plasma membrane; chemical synaptic transmission
Cellular component (GO): neuronal cell body; voltage-gated calcium channel complex; membrane
Molecular function (GO): high voltage-gated calcium channel activity
Source: RefSeq, a predicted model, not a curated record